GUCUCAGCGUAUUCCCUUUAAUGAUAAAAUGGCGGAUGAAUCUCAUAACACAGAAGAGUAUCCAACAGAGAUCCAUGAAUAUCUCAUGGCCUUUGAUAAAUCUGUUGGCUCAGUGGAUGAAAUGCUGAAUAAAAUGAUGUCUGUAUCUAGGUCUGAGCUUCUGCAAAAGAUUGAGCCACUGGAACAAGCAAAACUGGACUUGGUUUCAGCAUACACAUUAAAUUCAUUAUUCUGGAUAUACCUGACUACGCAAGGAAUAAAUCCCAAGGAGCACCCAGUGAAAGAGGAGUUGGAAAGAAUAAGGAGCUACAUGAACAGAGUUAAAGAAAUAACAGAUCGGAAGAAAGCUGCCAAACUUGACAAAGGAGCCGCACGAAGAUUUAUUAAGCAUGCACUGUGUGAUCCGACUUCUGAGGAAGCUUCUACAGCCAAAACUGAUUGCAAAGCCAAAAAGAAGAGACACUAGUUUAUUUAUUUAAACAUGCCAUUAUUCAUUUAUCUUUUUAUAAGUUAGACUUUUUUUUUAAAUUAAAA
Messenger RNA from Xenopus tropicalis (tropical clawed frog), 534 nucleotides. It is a transcript of the gene c1d, whose product is annotated as C1D nuclear receptor corepressor. Gene Ontology annotation, molecular function: RNA binding. Gene Ontology annotation, cellular component: cytoplasm; nucleus; nucleolus. The record is from RefSeq and is marked provisional. Lineage: Eukaryota; Metazoa; Chordata; Amphibia; Anura; Pipidae.